Prosopis cineraria is the source of this 3732-nucleotide messenger RNA. Its product is annotated as protein kinase STUNTED-like. NCBI's taxonomy places the organism in Eukaryota, Viridiplantae, Streptophyta, Magnoliopsida, Fabales, Fabaceae. Gene Ontology annotation, biological process: protein phosphorylation. Bases 1196 to 3400 code for a protein of 734 amino acids. The transcript has 12 exons. Gene Ontology annotation, molecular function: protein kinase activity; ATP binding. The record is from RefSeq and is a predicted model, not a curated record.
GAAGCCGUCGUUACGAUCUUCCGAACCUCAUCUUUUAUGGCCAUUUAUUAUUUAAUAUUUGAUUCAUUGCGACGGACUGAAUCAAAACUACCCGAUGUAUAAUUGCUCGGAUUCUGAGAAGCUUUGCCACUAUGGAUCAAAUCCACAGAAAAUUCUUCAAACUUUUGCACAGUAAUAAAAAAGGAUGAAAAGGCUGAAUAUUAAAAAAAGAAAACGAAUUUGCGGUGCACGUGUGCGACUGUGAGUACUCUGCUGGCAUAGGUGGACCUAACAUAAAAAGCUGCAACGAGGAGUGAGGUUUAUGUUAAGGUGGCAAUAUAUGGUUAAUUGGACGCUCCCUCCUUCACAGGUUACAACCCUCCAAAGCUGAUUGCAUUACCUUUCAUCCCCACCGACCCAAUCAAUGCAUCAACACUCACUUUGGUGGUUUCUGUUCUAGCUUCAUCAAAAUAUCAUACUGCAUACGACACCUGACGUUAUCCUCAUCAAAAAGCAUAGACGCAAAGUCUAACACUGACAUGAUAGCUCAAACUUACUAAUAAAUGUCUCAUUGUGAAUACUAUGUCUAUUGUUACAUUACAUAAGCCAUGUUGUUCCAUGCACGUAUUGAAGCAAUUUCAUCAACUUUGAUAACGAAUAAGUAAGUUAAAUUUAACAUCUUGUUAAUGAAAUACGAACGAUGUAACAUAUUAGUCGAAAAAUGGAUGCACCGACCCAUUUCAUCAUCUGUAUAUUAGGCCGUCUGUAUCUCAUUAGAUGUUAAUUUCUUAAUUAUUACUUUUCCGUUAAAGAGGAAAAAAGGUACGUCAUGAGAGAGGGAUUUAGGUCCAACGUCUUUCACGGGAGGGUCCGUUGGUCAAAAUCUUGGGCGUUUAAAGGUAUAAACUUUGUUAGAAUCUUACUCGAAAAGCCGGUUGGCAAUGAAGAUGCGAAAGUUGAAAUGACUUCAUCAAAGUAAACCGAAAUAUAAUCAGCGUGUUCAGUACUAGUUCAAGCUGUACGUUAAACUUCCCGAUACAGCUUUUCUCUCUCAAGUCUGGUACUCUGCUCUGGCGUGCCACCAUGAAAAGCGAACCAAACGACGGUUGACGCCAUACCUUCUCCCAUUCUCAAGCUAUAUGAACUUCAUUAUCUUUUAUCAGUUACAGCUGUCAGCCCUAAGGAAAACACUACCUCCUCUGAUUUGAUCCCCAAAAUGAAAAUACUACAAACGGGAGAGGCCCGAGAUGUCCAAGACGGAAGCUCCGGUAGCCGGACGGUGGUGGUAGCAAUGAAGUUGGACUCGGCCAGCAAGGAGCUGCUCACAUGGGCUUUGGUCAAAGUCGCUCAGCCUGGUGAUGUUGUGGUGGCUCUUAAUGUUCUUGGCAACAAUCAAAUCGUCGAUCGAGAUGGGAAAUUGUCCCUUCUUUCUCUUGUCAACGCAUUCGACUCUGUUCUUGCUGUUUAUGAAGGUUUCUGCAAUUUAAAACAGGUGGAUCUCAAGCUCAAAGUUUGCAGAGGUCCAUUAGUCCGUAAAAUAUUAGUCCGGGAAGCAAAUGCUUAUUCUGCAACUCAUCUUAUAGUAGGAAUAGCCCAUACCCUCCAUACAAUUCGGCCGACCACCUCCGUAGCUAAGUACUGUGCCAGAAAGUUAUCCAGGAACUGCUGUGUUCUGGCUGUUAAUAAUGGGAAAGUAGUGUUCAAGAGUAAUGGCUCCCCAGCAACUCCUUCUCACUUUAAAGGAAUUGAUCGUCGGAGCAAAAUUGGUUUGCUUGAAACCAUUCACCGGACAUUCAAUAAGAGUUCUAAAGUACUAAAUGACGACACUACAGAAAAUAAGCAUGGUAAAUCUUUUCUGGGGUCUAAAGAAUCUUUGAUUAAGAAACCAAGCUGCCCAAUAAGUGGCUCAAUUUCAGCACUGCCAAGCAUAUCCUGCCACCAUUCUGCUUCAGGUGAUGCUUUGGAUGUAGUGCCUGUACAUACAACUGAAGCAGCAUCAAGUACAGCAACCACCUUGUCUGACAGAGAACUACCUGAGCUGAAACCUGGUUGGCCAUUGUUACAACGGACAGUUUUAUCAGAUAGAGAGUCCCAUGAUAUAUCGUCGAUGCGCCAGAUAUCUGUGGUCCAGUGGGCAAUGCAGCUGCCUUGUAGGAAUCUUUCAUAUGACACAACAGAUCAUGAUCAUAAACAAACUAUAGCCUUAGAUGGCAGAAGCGGUGCUAUUGUUCCAGUUGAUGUUGUAAUAAGGACUGAUUCUUCUUCACCAGGCCGCAAUUCAAAAAGCAUUCCUAAAGAAUUAGAGGAUCUACACGAGAAAUACUCAUCCAUGUGCAGAUUGUUUCAAUAUCAAGAACUUGUACGGGCAACUUCAAAUUUCUCGCCAGAAAAUUUGAUUGGAAAAGGAGGAAGUAGUCAGGUGUAUAGAGGUUGCCUUCCUGAUGGCAAGGAGCUUGCCGUUAAGAUUUUAAAGCCUUCUGAUGAUGUUUUGAAAGAGUUUCUAUUGGAAAUAGAAAUUGUCACUACCUUGCACCAUAAAAACAUUAUUUCCCUCUUGGGUUUCUGCUUUGAGGAUGGCAAUCUUCUUUUGGUCUAUGAUUUUUUGUCUAGAGGAAGCCUUGAAGACAAUCUUUAUGGGAAUAAGAAAAAUCCACUCGUUUUUGGCUGGACCGAGAGAUAUAAGGUGGCAGUGGGUGUUGCUGAGGCUCUGGAUUAUCUGCAUAACAAUGGUGCUCAAUCUGUGAUCCACAGAGAUGUGAAGUCAUCAAAUGUAUUAUUAUCUGAGGACUUUGAGCCCCAGCUCUCUGAUUUUGGUCUUGCUAAAUGGGCGUCAACCUCAUCUUCACAUAUAACCUGCACAGUCGUUGCUGGAACUUUUGGUUACUUGGCUCCAGAGUACUUCAUGUAUGGCAAAGUCAAUGCUAAGAUUGAUGUCUACGCAUUCGGUGUUGUCGUCCUUGAGCUUCUUUCUGGAAGAAAACCCAUAGGUGGAGAUUACCCUAAAGGUCAAGAGAGCCUCGUUAUGUGGGCAAGUCCAAUUCUUAAUAAUGGAAAGGUGUCACAGCUGUUAGAUCCAGGUUUGGGCGAUAACUAUGAUAAUGAGCGGAUAGAGAGGAUGGUGUUGGCAGCCAAACUUUGUAUAAGACGUGAUCCAAGAGCUAGGCCUCCUAUGAGCCUUAUUUCGAAGCUUCUUCAAGGGCAUGCUGAUGUGGUCAAAUGGGCAAGAUUAGAAGCUAAUGCUUUGGAGAAACCAGGCAUGCUCAACGAUGAAGCUUGCGCGCCUUCUAAUCUGCAGUCGCAUCUCAAUACUGCACUGCUUGACGUGGACGAUGACUCAAUCUCGAUGGGCAGUGUUGAGCAGAAUGUGUCCUUGGAAGACUACUUAAGAGGUCGAUGGAGCCGCUCAUCCAGCUUUGACUGAUAAAAAAAUUGCUUGCUUGAAUUCUCUUUAUUUUAUUUUCUUUUUUUUAAUCUAAUUUUUUUUUUUGGGUUACCUCUUGCAUAAGCUUGAUUCCCCCCCCCCCUUCUGGGCUUAGGAUGAGAGGUUGUUUAUAGGUGCCCUCCUCCCCGCCUUGAAUAGUCUGGAAAUUAAGCCUUGUGAUUUCAUGGGAUAGUUUCUUUCUGUUGAUUUGAUUCUAUUUGAAAUGUACGCAAAUUUAAUUGUAAUCUUAUCAUAGCGGUGAGGGAUGAAUGAGUUUGUAUAUAAGUGUUCGUGUGAAGUCCAAUAAAAGUAAGUGAUUUCAAUUUCUUCGA